This is a messenger RNA of Trichophyton benhamiae CBS 112371, 1548 nucleotides long. RefSeq lists its product as uncharacterized. The transcript has 2 exons. The record is from RefSeq and is a predicted model, not a curated record. Gene Ontology annotation, biological process: protein ubiquitination. Gene Ontology annotation, molecular function: ubiquitin protein ligase activity. The coding region runs from base 1 to 1548 and encodes 515 amino acids. Lineage: Eukaryota; Fungi; Ascomycota; Eurotiomycetes; Onygenales; Arthrodermataceae.
AUGGAUGUUGAUAUGGAUGUUGACGAGGCUCAUGGACCUGAUGAUUCGGACUCGAGGCCCAGAUCUGACCCAAGUUCGACCCCUGGCUACCACAACGCCUCCAACCAAAGACAUUCGACUAUCCGAUCUCGAGCAACAAGGUUACUAAGGCGAGAGGAACAAACGCCACUCUCUCGCGUCCUACAACUUGCUGCAACGGCAAUCGCUGCCCAGCUUUCCGGGAAUACAAGUCCAGCGGUACCUAGCAUCCAAUCCGUUGGCGCAGACGGCUUUGAUGGUCCCUUAGAAUCACUCAUGAGCGGCUUACAGCAGGUCUCAGCUAACCAGGAGACUAUAAGUAACCUUGAUGCUCCCCACGAUCCAAACGUUCCCCAUGUGAACUUCUUAAGGGUGUUCAGAUUCGUAAAUCAGGACAGCCCUUCUCCUCAGCAAAACUCAGGUGAAGGAAGUGAGGGCAAUACCGACCAGAUGGAUAUUGACGGGCAAGGCUCAACAGACGGGCAUCAAGAACGACGUUUGCUCACUUUAGUCGUUGUUGGUGUGAGAGCUGCACCACCCGCAAACGGAGCCGCGGGAGACGCUGCCACCAACAACCGCCUAAAUGUAGAAUCCCUCCUCCGAUUACCGCUUCUUGCCCCAGGUAACUUCCUCCGCAAUGAUAGAAAUGGCAGUAACUUUUUACGACGCUCAGAUGGCCGUUCAAGAUUCUCCCCGCGACGUUAUUCAGUUGGAGGCAGCACUUUCCCAGCAAACUACGAUAGCCAGCGUCAUUUCAGAUCUCAGAACUCUUCCAGGCGACCCUCUGAUGUUGGAUCCUCGAGUGAUUUAGCCAGCUCGCUUCCGACUAUUCUCUCUGACAGCCCCCAAGGCCCAAACCCGCCUCCAUCCACGCCAGCAGAAGCGGGGUUAUCGAGGGUGUCGUCCGCCGUCAACACCCCAAGCAGGCGGCCCUCAUCUGCAUCAGCUAUUCUUCCCCAGCUCAAUGAGGAUGGGACUGGAGAGUCAGUUGACCCAUUGGAAGAACACCCAAUGGGCUUUAACCCUGCAAGACAGCGCCGUAGGAGCGAUUCAGAGGCUGCUCGUCAUCGUGGGCUGGGCUCCGGUGCUGCGCGAAGAAAUGGAGUAGUAGAACCUGAUGACCCUUCUCCAUCUGGAGGCCGAAGCUGGCUAAUUUAUGUUGUUGGAACCAAUCUGGCUGAGAAUCACCCGGCAUUUGCUGCGCCCAGCCUGUUUACAGAUAACCCGACAUAUGAGGACAUGAUACUCUUGUCAUCCUUACUGGGCCCAGCCAAGCCUCCUGUUGCAACACAAGACGAAAUAGCUUCCGCAGGCGGCCUAUAUCGUCUUGUAGAGUACUCUGGGGCUCUGGUUGCAGAAAUAAUCGGCGAAGAAACUCGGGAGAACAUUCCAAUAGCUGAGAAUGAUCGUUGUCUCAUAUGUUUAUGUGACUAUGAGGCUGCCGAGGAAGUGAGAAUAUUGAAUAAAUGCAAACAUGUUUACCACCGCGAGUGCAUUGAUGAGGUACGUUCUCAUUUACUAAUGCUAUAG